AUGUCACGUUCAAAAAGAGCAGUUAAAGUAGCAUCAUAUACUGAAAAAGAUGCUGAUUCGGAUGAUGAUUUUGUUUCAUCAUCGAAUAACACAAAAAAAAAUCAUCAAAGUAUAGAUAAUAAAAAGAAUGAUCCAUCUUCAUGUACAACAGCUAUUUUGAAACGGAAUGAAUCCGAACCAAGAACAAAAAAAGAACGAAUUACAAAAGCUGGACAAAAUCAAUUAGAUUGUGAUGUCAACAUCUCUAAAAAAGAAUCUAUAUCAGUUAGAAAUGAAAUAGUUCAACUGAAGACAAAUAGUUCGACUGAAUUUCCAGAAACAACAUUGACAAUAAUUGAUUACGAGAAUGAAAAGGUGAAAACAGCUGAAAUGUUAUUGACAAAUAUCGAAAACUAUGAUGACGUGACUAAGAACAACACUUAUGAUGAUGGUGAAAAAACCCAUAACAAAGCAAAAACAAUCGUAAAACAAACAGAAAUGGAAGUUGGAGUCGAUGAUGAACAAAACAAUGACAAUCUAAACGUGGAGAAAGAAGAAGUGAUUGUACACAAAUCAAAAUCGAAAAGGAGUAAAAAAACAGCAAAAAAGCAGAAAGACGCCAUCAUAUCGUUAGUCGUAACAGGAACAAUGCCCGAAAUUGAUUUGAAUGCACCGAGGGUAUCCGGACAAAAAGCAGAUUUGUUAUCAACAAGCAUGAAAACAGUGUUAACUGCAACGUCAAUAUCUCAUAAUCCUCUUGGUUUUCCGACCGAUAAAAUUGUUGUUCAUUCCCCGGGUGUUCAUCGUGUUGGUUUAAGUCGCAAAUCGUUUACAAAACCUUUACAUCCAAAUCGAAAUCCUCGAAUGGAUUUAAUAUCUAAAGAGUAA
Messenger RNA from Didymodactylos carnosus, 867 nucleotides. NCBI's taxonomy places the organism in Eukaryota, Metazoa, Rotifera, Eurotatoria, Philodinida, Philodinidae. The record is from the annotation of a GenBank genome assembly.